Messenger RNA from Eucalyptus grandis, 4568 nucleotides. RefSeq names its product pleiotropic drug resistance protein 3. Gene Ontology annotation, molecular function: ATP binding; ATP hydrolysis activity; ABC-type transporter activity. Gene Ontology annotation, cellular component: membrane. The record is from RefSeq and is a predicted model, not a curated record. NCBI's taxonomy places the organism in Eukaryota, Viridiplantae, Streptophyta, Magnoliopsida, Myrtales, Myrtaceae. The coding region runs from base 623 to 4483 and encodes 1286 amino acids. The transcript has 23 exons.
GUUACCAAGCUUGGUGCAUUGGAACGUCAUUUUUUCAUAGAGAAGCUCAUCAGGCAUAUCGAGAACGACAACCUUAAUUUGUUGCGCAAGAUUAGGGAUAGAACUGACAAGUGAGCUUAUUAUUCUCUUGAUAAUGGGAGUUGCAUAUAUAUUCAGAAAGUCUAAUGGCUAUAGAGUUACCUAGAAACAUGAAAAACCUGUGCGAGCAUCAAAGAUAAUUGCAGACAUAAAUAGCAUAAGACCCCAAAAGUUCAUUAACAGAUUUGAAAAAACAACACUUUUAUUUAUAAAGUGCGUUAUAAUUUACAUGCUUGCAUUUAUCUUGGUAAGAGGCCACAUCGUGCCUGAACCAUGUUGGCAAACUUAUUUGAAUGAGGAUUUGCUUUCUUCUUGUUUUCGUUUCCUCUUUUCUUCCUCAAACUCAUGCCACGAAUUUUGCUUUUCAUGGAGUAAGGAAAAAAUUGCUGUUAAACUCUUUUCCUCAGGGUUGGUGUCAAAUUGCCCACCAUAGAAGUCAGAUAUCUGAAUUUAUGCAUUGAAGCAGACUGUGAGAUAGUUGAAGGAAAGCCCCUGCCCACUCUCUGGAAUUCUCUAAAAAGCAUGCUCCCUGUAAGUACCUUUCAUGUGGAGUAGAUUGAAGGGUAUUCCUGCAGUGCCGGGUUUAAAGAUACGUAUGGCCAAAAUAAGCAUCAUUAAGGAUGUCAGUGGAACUAUAAAGCCUGGAAGGAUGACUUUAUUGCUUGGACCUCCUGGAUGUGGGAAAACUUCCUUUCUUAAGGCUCUCUCAGGGACUCUAGGCAAAUCUAUCAAGGUCACUGGAGAAAUUUCAUAUAAUGGCCACUAUCUUAACGAGUUCAUCCCCCAAAAGACAUCUGCUUAUAUAAGCCAAUUUGAUCUGCACAUUCCAGACAUGACUGUAAGGGAAACACUGGACUUCUCUGCCCGUUGUCAAGGUGUUGGAAGCAGAGAAGAUAUCAUGAUGGAGAUCAGCAGAAGGGAGAAGGAGGCAGGAAUCUUUCCAGAUCCUGACAUAGAUACUUACAUGAAGGCCACUGCUUUCAAAGGACUUAAAAGAACUCUUCGGACAGACUAUAUUUUAAAGAUCCUAGGGCUGGAUAUCUGUGCGGGCACAUUGGUUGGAGAUCCCAUGAGAAGAGGCAUAUCAGGUGGUCAAAAAAGGAGAUUGACUACAGCGGAGAUGAUUGUGGGCCCAAAAAAAGCUCUAUUCAUGGACGAAAUAACAAACGGCUUGGACAGUUCAACAGCCUUUCAGAUUGUUUCUUGUCUUCAGCAGCUAGCACAUUUGACAGAUGCCACUAUACUGGUUUCGCUUCUUCAGCCUGCGCCAGAAACAUUUGAUCUUUUUGAUGACCUCAUUCUGCUGGUUGAAGGGAAAAUUGUGUACCAAGGCCCUCGUGACCAAGCUCUGAAGUUUUUUGAGGAUUGUGGAUUCAGGUGUCCUGAAAGAAAAGGGGUCGCCGAUUUCCUCCAAGAGGUUAUAUCUAGAAAAGAUCAAGCACAAUAUUGGCAGCAUCCUGAGCUACCGUACAGUUAUAUGUCAGUUGAUAUGUUCUGUAAAAAGUUCAAGGAAUCUUAUUGUGGGAUGAAGCUUGAUCAGGAGCUUUCAGGCAUAUUUGAUAGGUCCAAAAGCCACAAAAAUGCUCUUUCUUUUGAUGUUUACUCUCUGUCCAGAUGGGAACUUCUCAGAGCAUGCAUGGCGAGGGAACUUCUUCUCAUGAGGAGAAAUUCUUUUAUCUAUGUUUUUAAAUCAGUACAGCUUAUUUUUGUUGCAUUUAUCACGAUGACUGUAUUCUUGCGGACUCGGAUGGGAAUAGAUGUAUUUCAUGCAAACGACUAUAUGGGCUCUAUGUUUUACGGGCUAAUCAUACUCCUUGUUGAUGGAUUUCCGGAAUUGGCAAUGACAGUUUCAAGGCUCACAACCUUCUACAAACAAAAGGAGCUGUACUUUUACCCUGCUUGGGCUUAUGCAAUUCCAGCAUCUAUACUGAAACUUCCUCUUUCACUGCUGGAAUCUGUUGUUUGGACAUCUCUUACAUAUUACGUGAUUGGAUACAGUCCUGAGGUAGGCAGGUUCUUCCGCCAAUUACUACUUCUUUUCUCUGUGCACUUGUCGUCCAUAUCCAUGUUCCGUUUUCUGGCCUCAAUCUUUCAAACUGCAGUUGCUUCCAACUUAGCUGGUACUGUUGCAUUACUGAUUGUGAUGCUAUUUGGUGGUUUUGUCAUCCCAAAAUCCUCUAUGCCUGCUUGGUUAAAGUGGGGUUUCUGGGUCUCUCCACUAACAUAUGGAGAAAUUGGACUUUCCAUUAAUGAAUUUCAUGCUCCACGAUGGCAAAAGAUUUCAUCGUCAAACACUACAAUAGGGCAUACAAUCCUUGAAAGCCGAGGACUAAACUUUAAUGGGUAUUUCUUUUGGAUAUCAGUUGGUGCCUUACUGGGAUUUACCUUACUGUUCAACAUCGGUUUCACUUUGGCCUUAACUUUCUUGAAGCCUCCAGGAUCAUCACGCGCUAUCGUUUCACGUGAGAAAUACAUGCAUAGAAGUGGAACCGAAGAUUCUCAAGACAACGUAAAGCAUGAAGAGCCAAAGAAAGUUCCUGCUGAAGUAGUGCAAACAAAACAUGUAGGAAGGAUGGUUUUGCCUUUCACACCAUUGACCCUCGUGUUUAAAGAUGUGCAGUACUACGUAGACGCCCCUGUGGAAAUGAGACAACAAGGCUUUGCACAGAAAAGAUUGCAACUUCUCUCUGAUAUCACAGGCACAUUCAGACCUGGUAUUCUUACCGCAUUGAUGGGUGUGAGUGGAGCUGGGAAAACUACUCUGAUGGAUGUCCUUUGUGGGAGAAAAACUACCGGCUAUAUUGAAGGAGAAAUAAAAGUUGGUGGUUAUCCCAAGGUUCAAGAAACAUUUGCAAGAAUCUCUGGUUACUGUGAGCAAACGGACAUACAUUCCCCACAAAUCACUGUGGAAGAGUCUGUCAUAUUUUCUGCUUGGCUUCGUUUAGAUCCUCAGAUUAACUCAGAACGUAAAAUGGAAUUUGUCAAUGAAGUCCUGGAGACGAUUGAGCUUGAUGGAAUAAAAGAUUCUUUAGUGGGCAUACCUGGUGUGAAUGGUCUAUCCACAGAGCAACGAAAACGACUCACUAUCGCUGUAGAGCUUGUUGCAAAUCCUUCCAUAAUCUUUAUGGAUGAGCCUACAACAGGACUUGAUGCUAGAGCUGCUGCGAUUGUCAUGCGAGCAGUGAAGAAUAUAGUUGAUACAGGAAGAACAAUAGUUUGCACCAUCCACCAACCCAGCAUUGACAUAUUUGAGGCUUUUGAUGAGUUGGUUUUAUUAAAAGCUGGUGGACGGCUGAUUUACUCAGGACCCUUGGGACAUAACUCAAGCAUAGUUAUAAAAUACUUUGAGAGUAUUCCUGGGGUGCCAGAUAUUAAGAGCAACUACAAUCCGGCUACAUGGAUGCUAGAGGUGACUUCUACCUCAACUGAAGCUGAACUUGGCAUUGAUUUUGCUCUAUUCUACAAAGAGUCGACAUUGUAUGAGACCAACAAAGAGCUUGUAAAGCAGCUGAGCACUCCACUUCCUGGUACUAGUGACUUGCACUUCUCCUCCCGAUUCUCCCAAAAGUGGUGGGGACAAUUCAAGUCAUGUCUAUGGAAGCAGUACUUGUCCUAUUGGAGAAGUCCUCCUUACAACUUGACGCGUACACUCCACACAAUCGCUGUGUCUUUUCUCUUCGGGUUACUGUUCUGGAAUCAAGGGAAGAAACUAAACAACCAGCAGAACUUAUUCAAUGUGUUGGGUUCGAUGUAUAUAGCCGUGCUCUUCUUGGGCAUAAACAACUGCUCAUCAGUACUACACUAUGUUGCCACGGAACGGACUGUCAUGUACCGUGAGAGAUUUGCAGGGAUGUACUCUUCAUUGGCUUUUUCACUAGCACAGGUUGUUGUUGAGAUACCAUAUAUACUAGUUCAAGCAAUUUUAUUUGUGAUCAUCACCUAUCCGAUGAUUGGUUAUUUCGGGUCAGCAGACAAGAUCUUCUGGUACUUCUAUGUCAUGUUCUGCUCACUGCUAUCAUUCAAUUACCUCGGAAUGCUGCUCGUGUCCCUGACACCAAAUGUCAUGGUGGCUGCAAUUCUACAAUCUGCCUUCUACGCAAAUUUUAAUCUUUUUGCUGGGUUUUUGAUCCCAAAACCGAAAAUUCCAAAAUGGUGGAUCUGGUUGUACUAUGUGUGUCCAACAUCAUGGGCACUUAAUGGUAUGAUGACUUCGCAGUAUGGAGAUAUUGAUAAGGAAAUUGAGGCAUUUGGAGAAACCAAAAUUGUGGCGGCCUUCUUGAAAGAUUAUUUCGGGUUUCACCAUGAUCAAUUGUAUGUUGUGGCCAUUGUCCUCGCUGCCUUUCCCAUUGUUCUAGCAACUCUUUUCACAUACUGUAUAGGGCACUUGAACUACCAGAGAAGGUGACACCAUAAUUCUCUGUUAGUAUCAGAGUGUAAAUUAAGUUGUACAAUCUUCAUAACUAUCCAAAUAAGUGAAUUGUGACAAUGAA